This is a messenger RNA of Tupaia belangeri chinensis (Chinese tree shrew), 1161 nucleotides long. It is a transcript of the gene SRD5A3, whose product is annotated as steroid 5 alpha-reductase 3. Gene Ontology annotation, molecular function: 3-oxo-5-alpha-steroid 4-dehydrogenase activity. Gene Ontology annotation, cellular component: endoplasmic reticulum. The record is from RefSeq and is a predicted model, not a curated record. Gene Ontology annotation, biological process: dolichol-linked oligosaccharide biosynthetic process; polyprenol catabolic process. Lineage: Eukaryota; Metazoa; Chordata; Mammalia; Scandentia; Tupaiidae. Bases 45 to 782 code for a protein of 245 amino acids. The transcript is spliced from 5 exons.
GGGCAGAUCUGGUGGCUGAACUGGCAGCAGUGGCUGGGAGUUCAAUGUACUUCUCCCACUUCUACGUCGUCUCGGUGCUGUGGAAUGGCUUCCUGCUUUGGUGCCUUACUCAGUCUCUGUUCCUGGGAGUGCCUUUCCCACACUGGCUGCACGGUCUGCUCAGGAUUCUCGGGGCAGCGCAGUUCCAAGGCGGCGAGCUGGCCCUGUCUGGGUUCUUAGUCCUCGUCUUCCUGUGGCUGCACAGCUGGCGGAGGCUCUUCGAGUGCCUCUACGUCAGCGUCUUCUCCAACACCGUGAUCCACGUGGUGCAGUACUGCUUCGGCCUCGCCUACUACGUCCUGGUCGGCCUGACUGUGCUGAGCCAAGUGCCGAUGGACGGCAGGAACGUUUACGUGGCCGGGAAGAACCUGCUGAUGCAGGCACGGUGGUUCCACAUCCUCGGGCUGGUGAUGUUCCUCUGGUCGUCCGCCCACCAGUACAGAAGCCACGCCAUCCUCGGCGGCCUCAGGAAGAAUAAAGCAGGAGUGCCCGUUCACUGCAGCCACAGGAUCCCCUUCGGAGACUGGUUCGAGUACGUCUCCUCCCCGAACUACUUAGCGGAGCUGAUGAUCUACGUGUCCAUUGCCGUCACCUUCGGGCUCCGGAACUUCACUUGGUGGCUCGUGGUGGCAUACGUCUUCUUCAGCCACGCUCUGGCCGCUCUCCUCAGCCACCGAUUCUACAGAAGCACGUUUGUCUCCUACCCAAAGCACAGGAGAGCCUUCCUACCAUUUCUGUUUUAAAGUAAGCCAGGGGAAUGCCCGCUGCGUGACAGGCCCCGCUCCUUGAGGCAGCGAAGUCUGGGGACUGGAGCGCCGUUUCUGCAGGCCGGCAGCAAACCGCUCCGCUGUUGUGAUAAAGUCAUUGAAGGGGCAAAGCCACACCCCUCAGGAAAACGAAUCUUCAACGUGUCUUCAAAGGAGAAAUACCGGCAGGCCUGUUUGCGCGUCUGCCUUCUGAGAUACUCUCUAAACCCAGACAACUGACCGAAGUACAGCCUUGCCUGAACUGCUCCUCAGGCAGAGGGGCCCAGAGCAGGCCAGCUUCAUGCACACACAUGACAGCGGAGGGGCUAGGGUCACCCCGGAACAGCCUGUGGGGAAGGCCAGCCUGUGUGUAGGA